Pochonia chlamydosporia 170 is the source of this 369-nucleotide messenger RNA. RefSeq lists its product as hypothetical. The coding region runs from base 1 to 369 and encodes 122 amino acids. Lineage: Eukaryota; Fungi; Ascomycota; Sordariomycetes; Hypocreales; Clavicipitaceae. The transcript has 2 exons. The record is from RefSeq and is a predicted model, not a curated record.
AUGUCAUUUCUCACAGAACGAACCCUCCGGUCCGCCGUACCGCUAUGCAGAACCAUCAUGGCCCAAAGCCCCCGGGCUUUCAGCACGUCCGUCGUGAUGAGAAAAUCGCCGACGGACUCCGUAAAGGACGGAUUGAAGACGGUUGAUAGGACGGUGACGGAUAAUAUCGUCUUGCCGGGCCUGGAAGCAGCUGCUUCUGCGGGGAGCAAGAUCAAGGAGGGUGCUGAUACGGUCGCCCAUGGAAGUAAAGGCAAGGCAGCCGAGGUGGAGGGCAAGGCGGAGGAGUUGAAGGGCAAGGCAAAGGGUGCGGCGGCACAUGCGGAGGGUAAGGCGAAGGGGGCGGCGGAAAAUCUUAAGAAUCAGCUGUGA